CUGAAAAGAGCAGAUCCCAUAAUGUAAUAUGGCGUCUCGCACGGUUGAACGAGACGUCAUUUUUGAGCGAUUCGAUCGACUGCAUUUGCUUAAUUAAAGUUUCAAGUAGUCUUGCGUACUUCAAGUUUCAGUGUUUAUUAUUAUUAUUGUACGUUUAUAUGUCAUUGUGAUUCCUUCACCAUUGUGUCUGGUGUAUACGAACGAAUCUUUCGUUGACAAAUAACCUAAUGAGAGAUAUGGAAGAGACGUAUUUGGACGACGGACCUGCGGUAAAUUUCGAAAGAGCCACUUUAGAAAUCGCUAAUACCGAUUCUGUCAAAUCUACUACAGAAAGUGCGGAUGAGACAUCAAAGCGGAAUUCCGCUUCGAAAAAUGUGUGUCAUGUGCCGUUUAAACAUAUAGACGUUCAUACAUUCUUCACCGAUAGAAAUGAAGUUGUGGAAAGAGCGAUAAAUGACUGCACUGAAAAUCUGAUCAAGGAAAACGACGAUGAGCUUGUAGGAAGCUGGCUUUUGACAGAAAUAAGUCUGUGGGAUACAGAAAAGGAGAGACUAGUUUUACUAUCGACAAAAGCUCUUUACUCUGUAAAAUAUGAUUUUAUUUCUCUAAAAAUACUAGAUUUUAAUCGAAUACCUAUAUCAUUGUUUGAUACAAUAACUAUAGGAGAAUUGAUUUAUCCAUCUACUUCUCUUGCACCACGAUUAAGUGGAUUAGCAGAAGGUGUGUCGUCUGUAAUUCAUUGUGCAGUACGUCAAGAAUGGUCGUCUAUCACAGGUUGCUCUAGUCUUACUCAAUUUGAACCUAGGAAGCGGCAUAUGUCAGGAAUAAGACUUUUGUGGAAUAGAGGGCAACCUCUGCCUCUUAUAAAAAAGUGGAAUCCAUUUGCAAAAGAUAUACCAUGGCUUACAUAUACUAGUCAUCCAUUAUUUUGGUAUAAAGCUGGAACUGAAAUUGUCAAAACGAGAUUUGACAUAGAAGCCUUUCAUACUACGCUCAAAACUUUAUUAUCGCCUGAAUGCAAUGUUGUUAAUAUGCCGAUCAUUAUAGAAAAUUAUUGCGGUCUUGGUGCCUUGGUGCACAAUAGAAAUGGCUUAGGUUUUUUUAAAAUACGCGGCAAAGUCAGUUUCUAAUUUCUCCAAUGCCAUGUCUUGCAAACUCUAAGAUAUUUCUCUAAACUUAAUAUUUUUUCUUCUAUUUUUGGAAAUCAUUCUUUUUACAUUAACUUGUAAUGUUCUUUAAUAUUUUACUUACAAAAUAUUUAAAAAAGAAAAAAAUAGCAAUUAUUACACAUAUACAUAUAUAUAUACACGAAAUCACUUUUAUGAAAAACUAUUAUGUAUUAAGCAAAAUCUCGAUACAGUAUUUUUAAAUUUGCUUAAUUAU
Messenger RNA from Camponotus floridanus (Florida carpenter ant), 1383 nucleotides. Its product is annotated as tumor protein p63-regulated gene 1-like protein. The transcript has 6 exons. The coding region runs from base 228 to 1130 and encodes 300 amino acids. Gene Ontology annotation, cellular component: cytoplasm. The record is from RefSeq and is a predicted model, not a curated record. Lineage: Eukaryota; Metazoa; Arthropoda; Insecta; Hymenoptera; Formicidae.